AUGGCAGAUGUGGAGGAGACCCUAAAGUGACUUCAGAGCCAGAAGGGAGUGUAGGGAAUCAUCAUGGUGAACACAGAAGGCAUUCCCAUCAAGAGCACCAUGGAUAAUUUCACCACCACACAGUAUGACAACUUCAUGCACAACUUCUUGAAGGCAUGGGGUGCUGUGUGUGAAAUUGACACCCAGAAUGACCUUACCUUCCUUUGCAUUCACUCCAAGAGAAAUGAAAUUAUCGUUGCACCAAAUAAAGACUAUUUCCUGAUUGUGAUUCAGAAUCCAACUGAAUAA
This is a messenger RNA of Choloepus didactylus (southern two-toed sloth), 288 nucleotides long. Its product is annotated as dynein light chain roadblock-type 1-like. Gene Ontology annotation, cellular component: centrosome; cytoplasmic dynein complex; cytoplasm. The record is from RefSeq and is a predicted model, not a curated record. The transcript has a single exon. Gene Ontology annotation, biological process: microtubule-based movement. Lineage: Eukaryota; Metazoa; Chordata; Mammalia; Pilosa; Megalonychidae. Gene Ontology annotation, molecular function: dynein intermediate chain binding.